Ixodes scapularis (black-legged tick) is the source of this 6872-nucleotide messenger RNA. RefSeq names its product caskin-1 (gene ckn). The coding region runs from base 1 to 3444 and encodes 1147 amino acids. Gene Ontology annotation, molecular function: protein binding. Lineage: Eukaryota; Metazoa; Arthropoda; Arachnida; Ixodida; Ixodidae. The record is from RefSeq and is a predicted model, not a curated record. The transcript is spliced from 22 exons.
AUGCGUCCGUUACACUACGCCGCAUGGCAGGGCAAACCGGAGCCGGUGGAACUUUUGCUCGAGUAUAACUCGUCAGUCAACGAAGGCGCCAACUCGGGCGACACGCCGCUCCACCUGGCGGCAAGACACGGUCACGUCCAAGUCGUGGAGAGGCUACUUCGAUACCACGCCAACCCUCUCCUUCGCAACAAGGAGUACAGGACACCGCUGGACCUGGCGUGCGAAUUCGGCCGACACAAGGCUGUGGAGUUGCUCCUGAGCACCCCCAGGUGUCGCCAGCUGCUCGGGGAGAGCAGACAAGACCAGUUAGACAACGAACGAACCACCUGCCUCCAUCUGGCGGCCAGGAACGGACACACCGACAUCAUCAGGUGCCUCCUGGCGGCCGGUGUGGACAUCAAUCGGUCGACGCUGCGGGGCACUGCGCUCCACGAGGCCGCUAUGCACGGCAAGCUGGAGGUGGUCCGACUUCUCAUUCAGAGCGGCGUCGACGUGAACAAGCUCAACUCUUCGGAGCAGACGGCCCUGGAUUUGGUUCGUUCGUUCUCGAGUUCAAAGGCUGCGAGGGACCUGAAAGUUCUGCUGAAAGAGAUGCUGAAAGCGGUUCCCGCUCGAGCGAUACGAGACCACUACGACCACUGCGACCCGGAGUGCCUGUCCCUCAGGGAAGGGGACCUUGUGACGGUCCUGCACCAGUCCGAAGACGGCCGGUGGAAGGGCAUCGUGUUUGGUCCCGGCCACAGCUCUAGGGCCGGCUACUUUCCGGCCACUGCCGUCCAGCUCGUCGACAGGCAAGUGGGCGGUCUGCAGCGCAAUGGCACCCUGCGAUCGAGCACCAUCAAGAAGGUGGCGCCCCCCGUGGUGCCGGACGUGGUGGGUGGUGGCACCGCUGGCCGGCGCCACUCCUCGGCCUCGCCCACCUCGUCGGCUUCCCUGUACGGCGCCCUGCCCGGAACCCCGGACCCCAGGGCCUCGCUACAGGGCAGCCCCGGGUUUGCGCUGCCGGGCAACGCCGUGGACAACGCCUCGCAACCUCCCCCUUCGCCGUCCCCAGGCUACGACUCCACCGAGCCGACAACCUUUUGUCCGGGUGAGCCUUUCACGGAAUCCCAGAUGGCGCCACUGACAAGGCCGCAGAGCCACCCCGGUACCCCGGUUGGCACGCCGACCACCCCUCUGCCUCCUGGACUGCCCCCAACUGGUCGUGGUUGCUACAUUGUGGCGGGGUCGCUGGACGACCCCGGCUGCGGUGUGACCACUCCCGGGAGGGACAGCCCCAGCGGGGGCAGCGUGGAGUCACGCCACUCCAGCUCCAGCCUCGACUCCGGCCGGGGCUCCUCUUCCAGUUCCUCGGCCGACUCCAAGGUGGCCCACCGGUUAUCCACGGGCAGCCAUGGUUCCUCGGGUAGCCUCACCCUCACCAGCAGCGUGGGUAGUCACAUGAGCAGCCUCACCCCCGAGGUGGUCGUCCUCUCCCCCCUCAAUGUGGCCGGACUGCUCGUCAACGGCGUGUCGGACACGGAGGUGCUGACCACGUGGCUCAAGAACCUCCACUUCGAAGAGUACGUCCACCUCUUCCUCCAGGCCGGCUACGACAUGCCGACCAUAUCGAGGAUGACGCCUGAGGAUUUGACGGCCAUCGGAAUCACAAAACCCGCCCACCGGCGCAAGUUGAAAUCCGAAAUCAGCAAUCUCAACAUUCCGGACGGGAUCCCAGACUACAAACCGGACACGCUGCUGACGUGGCUGAAGCUGCUGCGGCUGGAGCAGUACUACGGGUCUCUGUGUCAGCAGGGUUACCACACGGUAGACAGGGCGGCGGACCUCACCUGGGAGGACCUCGAGGACAUCGGCAUGCAGAAGCUGGGACACCAAAAGAAAAUGAUGCUGGCCAUCAAGAAGAUUCGAGACCUCAACAGCGGAUUGCGGAGGUCUGGCAACUAUGGGGACAUCAGGCACUCCAGCAUUGACAUGGGGCAGGUGCUGUCUCAGAGGACAACUGCGCAGGGGCUCAUCCCCUUGGGUCACCCGUACCACCACGCCGUGCCGCCGCCCCCCCCGGCGCAGGAAGCGCCCCCUCCCCACGCCAACGCGGUGCCCCUCUCCCGGCCCGAGGGGGACCCCGCCCCGCAGCUGCGCACCUUCCGUCAGCAGUCGCCGCCCCGCUUCCACCGGGCGGGCAGCGGGGAGUCGCUGCUCCAGGGACAGCCGCACUUCGGAGGCCCCCUCUACCAGCACCAGGGGGCCCUGGGCGCCUCGGACCUGUACCAGCACGACUUUCUCGCCAUGCAGGUCCGCUCUCCCAAUCGCGGCCGAUCCCUGGAGAGCUUGGAGGACGGUGGCACGGCGUACCAGGGAGGCCACCCGCCGGGCCAGUACCAGUACCAGGGGAGCUACCAGCAGCAGCAGGGGUACCCCCAGCAGGGUCCCUCGCCUGACUGGUACCAGAUGGUGAGCAGCUGGAGGCAGCACGGCUACGACACAGACUCGGAGCUGGUCCGGCAGGUGUCCCACCACGGCUACGACUACGGCUACGAGCCGGACGGCACGGCCACCCUGCAUCGGCCCAGGGGCCUGGUCAAGCCCAGGCCGGUGGCCAAGGUGACGGCUCGUGCACUCCUGGACAGCCCGGACCUGGAGUUUGAGCCCAAGGAGGCGGACCCCAAGCUGGGCUCGGACUGGGAGUCCGGCAAGCGGUGUGCCCCGGCACCCCCCAAGCGCACCAACUCCAUCCGGAGGCAGCAGGAGGCCAACAUGGCCGAGACCGCCUUCGCAACCUGCGUGCAGAGCCUCACCUCCAGGUUCACGAUGGCGACGUCCCAGGACGAGCCUCCGCUGCCCCCUCCCCCUCCCGCCGCGGCCGAAGAGGACGAGCCCCCUCCGCCUCCCCUGCCCGCUCCCCCUCCCGCCUCCUCCUCUUCCACCCUGACCUCCUCGUCCUCGUCCACCUCCUCUGACGGAGAGCUGUCCCCCAGCGGGACCCUGAUCCGGCGGAAGGACUCCGGGGGCUCGAGCGUCUCCUCGGAGUCCCUCCCGUUCGCAAACGAGAAUGUGGGCACCAUCAAACAGAGGCCCGGGGAAGCCCCUCCGGCACCGCCGCCGCAUGGAGGUGGAUGCGUUGCGGAUGGGGCGGAGAGGCGGAGCAGUCCGACGGACGGAUGUCGGAGCUCGCCCGAAGAGGUCCCCGUCAGGGAUGUCCCCCAAGACCUGCGGCCCGUUGCGAGCAGGGACAAGUACUCGGCCCCCCAGCAGCGGCCUGCUAUCCCUCCUCGUCCCACGGACAAGCUUUCCGGGACACCAUCCGCCUUAGGCCGGUCCCUUCCCCCCCUGCCUCCUCCCUCUUCCUCCUCCUCGGGAGACGUGAUUGACGACAUCGAGCACAUGCUGGCCAGCCUGACCGACCAGUUGGAUGCAAUGCUGGAGUGCGAGCUGAGCAACCCUUAGGGACCGUCUGGGGACGGCCCCCGACCUUUACAUGCCGCCGGCACCGCGACCCCCGCGGACGACACAGCCGCUCCGCGGUCGUCAAAAGUGUGCCCCUCGGUUCGCCCCCCUUACCGACGUCGGGCACAAAAACGGAAAUUGCGGCUGUGAUCAAAGAUAAAUGUGUGUGAUUCGGAUAGAACCACCUGAAUCCGAGGAUUAAAAGGAAGAUAGCGGUUAAUGUUUGGGGGCAAUAAAUGAGCUAACUCCGGUUAGGGCAGGAAGAUAUGAACCUUUAGGGUUCGCAUUCUUUUCUAGAAAUACAGGUUGAUUUUUCUUGUAAAAUGGUACGCAAAAUGAGGCAGGCUCUAUUUUAGCUAAAACCAAUUGUUUUCUGUUGCAGAUUUGUAGGAGUGUUGUCUGUUGGACAAGAAAAAUGGUCCAGUUUUGGGUGUCAGGAGUACUGGAUCAUUCGCCGGUGUUAUUUGCUUUUGGGACGCUUCGGAAUGAGGACAUAGUCGUUUUUGAGUUAAUCGAGGUGCUGCCACGGCAACAUUGAUUUGUGCCGUAUCUUAAAGUGGGUGCUACCGGAACGGAGAUUGAGGAACGACGGUUGGGUGACCGGAAUUUCGUGGGAUGAGGAAUUUCCAGGUGGGAGUAACACAAAAAUGAUAAAGGUUAAAAGGUUUGCUCGAAUUGUAACCUCAAAGAGACAGUGGAUGAGAAAACUAGGCAGAACAGGGCUUCGGUCCAAAGGGUACUUAGAAAGGAUUGAGGGCCAAAGAUUAGCCCACGAGACAAGCAAACGGGACUAGGGUAAGAUGGAACAACUAAAAUCGGGAGUCGUGAUCCAGCCAUUUGGAAUGGGGGGGAUAAAACAUUUCCCCGAUGAGGGACGGACAUCGAGUGGCACCGACGUCGACACAGGGAGCGGUGCGGCGGCUUCUCUGCUCCCCACAGCCUGCAUCUAACGGCGGUACUCCGAUUCCUAGAGUCGGGAGGACGACGGCACGACACCGGCAGAACGCAGGCACGACAUCGGCACCGAGUCCAAACGAUGUCAGGUGUGUGCAAACAGCCGGAGGACACGACGGUCAAGCAAACCAGCCGUGCUUCAAACGAGACGAAGAAAAAAAAAAAAAAAAAAAAAAACGUGAAGCGCGUUAUCUCCUUGUUAGUUGGCCCAAGCCGCGCCGGCUAGAAGUUCUCCCUGCCGGCGCCGGCGCAAAGACUCCUUUGUAAGCGAGAAUCACCAUGGACGUCGCCCUCCACCGAUACAAGAAAGUGUUAGCAGACGAGUGUCGUUUGUUGCGCCCUUUCGCUUCGAGCGCGUCGUCGCAAGGACUCUGUUGAUGUCGGGUUUUGUUGUCGGUUUUUAAGGGGAAGAGAAGGGGUUUGAGUGUGGUGUCUUUUGUUCUCUUAAGUGCCACCGAAUCUUUUUUUUUUUUGUGUGUGUGUUUUUUUCUCAGCUGGUCGCUCGACAAAUCUGUUCCUAUUAUAUAUCGUCUGAUUGUUCUGGGUUUUUUUUAUUUUGGAAGGCUUUUACGUCUCCUUGUCAUUGCGCGCGCAGCGCCGUGCUUCAAUUGGUUGUGCUUUUCUGUCUUUUUUGGUGCUGAUCGUGUAGAGGCACUCCCGUCGGUCAUCUUUUUUCGGCACGUUGCAUAUCAAGUUUGGCGGCAAUAGACUGGGAAAGUUGCGGCGGGGUUUCGAAGGCCGUGCCAGUUCCGACAAAUCGGUUUAGCUUGGCCACCGUGACGACUUAGCGCCGACUGCGUCGCACGUCCGCGGAAGGCCGGAAUUCAGCCCGCACACUUCGCUAGACGGUUUUGAGAAGUCGACUUCCCCCGCCGAAAACGAGGGAGGAGAGCGGGAGUUUGUUUGCGACAUACACCGUGCGAGCGGAGCGUUUGCAGUUUUUAGAGAGAUGUAGUUUCCUGUACAUAGAAAGCAAUCAAUCCCCACAAAUCAAAGUUUUAAGAUGCCGGGUCUUUUCGACGGACAAUCGCCUCCUUGUCUAGGCGACAGUACAAGUUGCCCCCUUCCCACCCACGUCGACUGCCCGCCACCCACCCACCUUGACGCAAUCCCGCGGCAAGCGACCGUCGGUUACGAUUAUCAUUGCGGCUGCACGCCACGUCUGCGAAAUGAAUUUAGCGGCUUGCGUUGGCUCAUUUGCUACCCGAGCACGUUGUUUUUCUUUGCUUACGAUCCACAGCUGGCCAGUGGAAACAGAAAAGGAGUAGUAGUUGACGCUGUGCGUUUACGAUGUUGUGUUUAGCCGAACGUCCUUAAAGGGACGACGCAUGUUUUCGUUCCCUCCGUUGCAUUUUUGGCAAAAAAAAAAAAAGCCCUGUAUUUAACGGCGCCGACAAAUUUUUUGAGAAACUUGCCGGCGCCGUCUUUGCGAAUGAGUGGUCUUUUGUCCUUUCGUGUCGUAUUCCCCUAAACUCUUCCUUCAAGAUCUUGCGCGGAUGCAGGAUUUCAUAUCCUUUUGGGGAGGGGUCGUUUCCGAUGUUCUCGGUUUUCUUACCUAAGUUGUGCUUCUUAAUGUUUCUUUUUUUUUUUUAUUCGAUCGUUGCAUCACGUUCAUCUUUCGAACAGGUCGCUCUGCGAGACGCAGUUGUAACUGCCGUCUGCUGGCAUAAUGCUGCCCCCUCUGUCCCCCUCGUUUUACAAAACCUGGCACCGCACUUCCAAGUUGUGAAGUCUGCCCGUUGCAGCCGGUUCCUUUAAAAUUGCCGCGACCGUUGAUCUCCUGCGCGUUGUUCGCCCGCGUCACGUCUAUUUUUCUGUCUUAGAAGGCUAGCACAGAAACCCAUCCUCGCAAACGUUCGAAGAGACCCCAGUUUUGCUUUCUACUGCCGUCGUAUUCCAACGUUCUGAGCUCGAUCCGACGUUCAUCGGCCUCUCUCUGCAUACAUCUCAGGUCAGCUGACAAUCCAGCGUUCAAAAACCUUUUCAGCGUGGGCCGUUUUUAGCCAUUAUUGUCAAACCAUAGUGCCAAAAGAAAAAAAAGUAAAACUUGGGGAUGUCGGAUUUUCUGGGGAGUAAAUUAAGAAUGAAUUACUUCAUUGUCGCACUCAUUCUCUUCACCGCCAUUUACGUCUGCCAUUCGGAACGUUGACAACGCUGGAAAGCUGCAAAAAAGUCUGACAUUUUGUUUUUUUUUAAGAGUGGUUUUCAAAUGGGUCCUAGCACUUUGCUAUAAUAACUCCUCUCCCCCUCAGUCAUUCCAAGGCAGAAACGUUUACUGUGCUUAGAUAAUUUGAUGUCAUAGACCAUUGCUAUUUUUAGAACUUGACAAAAACAAGGUGGCUUACGAAAAACAGAAGCGAUGCAGAAAACAAACUUGAGAACAUACUUGUCUUGGGCCUGCGUGACUUGUCCCCUUUUCUCAUCAGCCGUUUUUCGUUUCAUUUUUGGAAUAAAAGAGAAUUCUAACGAUACAA